This is a messenger RNA of Alexandromys fortis (reed vole), 2944 nucleotides long. RefSeq names its product alcohol dehydrogenase 6. Gene Ontology annotation, cellular component: cytosol. Gene Ontology annotation, biological process: retinol metabolic process; retinoic acid metabolic process. Gene Ontology annotation, molecular function: all-trans-retinol dehydrogenase (NAD+) activity; zinc ion binding. The transcript is spliced from 9 exons. Bases 16 to 1260 code for a protein of 414 amino acids. NCBI's taxonomy places the organism in Eukaryota, Metazoa, Chordata, Mammalia, Rodentia, Cricetidae. The record is from RefSeq and is a predicted model, not a curated record.
AGUCAGUUUGCAAACAUGAGUCACUCUGACCAUCUCAGCUGCACACCAGCAGUUCCCAGAGAAGCCCAAAGUGUGGUCUUCAGGAUGGAGUCAGAAGAUACAGCGAGACUACAGAGGCAAAGCCAGCCAGCUGUGGAGCAGGACUUUAAAGUGAUCAAAUGCAAAGCCGCUGUGCUCUGGACGCCUGGGGCCCCAAUGAACAUUGAGGAGAUAGAAGUGGCCCCACCAAGGGCAAAGGAAGUUCGAAUAAAGAUGGUGGCCACAGGAAUCUGUGGUACGGAUAUAAAAAGUCUGGCUGAUAAAGAGCUUUCCCAGUUUUGCCCCAUCAUUAUGGGCCACGAAGGAACUGGAAUAGUCGAGAGUGUGGGAGAAGGAGUAAGCACAGUGAAAACAGGUGACAAAGUCAUCAUCUUAUGUUUGCCACAAUGUGGAGAAUGUAACGCUUGCCUCACUUCCAAGAACAACAUGUGUAAGGAAAUUAGACUGUCAGGGACACAUCUGAUAUCCGAAAGCAGAAGCAGAAUCACCUGCAGAGGAAAGAUGGUGCAUCAAUAUAUCGCUACAGGCACCUUUUCUGAAUACACGGUAAUAAAGGAAAUCUCAGUCGCCAAGAUUGAUGAAGCUGCUCAUCUGGAGAAGGCGUGCAUAAUUGGCUGCGGGUUUGCCACUGGUUUUGGUGCUGCGAUCAAUUCUGCCAAGGUGACCCCUGGCUCCACCUGUGCUGUGUUUGGCCUUGGAGGUGUCGGUCUGUCUGUCAUCAUUGGCUGUAAAAUAGCUGGAGCAGCCAGGAUCAUCGCUGUGGACAUCAACAAAGACAAGUUUGCGAAGGCCAAGACAGUGGGUGCCACUGAGUGCAUCAGCCCGCAAGACUUUGACAAUCCCAUUCAGGAAGUCUUGUUUGAUAUGACGAAUGGCGGAAUAGACUUCUCCUUUGAGGUCACUGGAAACCCAGAAAUAGUGGCAACUGCCCUGGCCUCCUGCAACAAGGACCAUGGGGUCUGCGUGAUCGUUGGAGCAAUUGCCUCUAAGGCUCAACUCAACAUCAGCAGCCGGUUGUUCUUCUCAGGACGUAGUCUGAAAGGGUCAAUUUUGGGAGGUUGGAAAACCAAGGAUGAAAUCCCUAAGCUGGUUUCUGACUACACGGCAAAGAAGUUCAGCCUAGAUCCACUGAUCACCCACACCCUGGCUCUCGACAAGGUCAACGAAGCAGUUCAGCUAAUGAAAAAUGGGCAAUGCAUCCGCUCCGUCCUGCUACCUUAGUUACAAGAUCUGCAGCAUUUCACCACCUGGAUUUUGCAUAUCAUUGUGAUUUAGAAGAACCGGCCACACAACACUUUUCUAUGUUCUUGCCUUGACUCAUUCAGCAACGUUAUAUCAGGUUCCCUCACCUGACCACACCAUCAAAAUUGUUUUCACAUGACCCCCCGGCCAUGCCAGUACCGUGCAGGACAGCCUCCCUUUCACAGCUACGCUAAGGUUGAUGGGAACCACCCAACAGCACAUCCUGCAGAUGAAGGCACACCAAGAUGUUCCACAGAUGCAGCUGUCUCUGCCUCUGGACCCACAUUUCUUCAGCCACUGGAUCUUUCCCACACUGUAUGCAUCUACAUGUGAAGCUUGGCAUAUUGUCCAUGAAAAUUAGAAUCCCCCCGGAGAAGCUACUGGAACUGAUAAACAACCGAGCAAACUUUCGGGUCACAAGACUCAAUAGUGUGGUUACAUGGCAAUAGCAAGUUAUCAGAUAUGGAAAUCCAGGAAGCAAUCUCACAGUUACUGUGAGAUUGGUCCCUCAGAUAAUAACGAGGAAGAAAUUUAUCCCAAGAUAAUAGAUCUCCACAAUUAUAAACUAUAAAACAUCACAGGGUAUAAUGGUGUCCUUCUUUAAUCCAAGCACCUUGGUGGCCAAGGAGGGCCAAGCUAUGUGACUUCAGGGCAUGACUGCUGACAUAGCAAGUUCUACAUAACUUGAUCAUGAUAAGCUCAUGGCGCAAAUAUAUACAUAUUUAAAUAGAUAGAAAUGAAAAACAUUCUUUGUUCAUGAAUUAUGAAUUACAAGAAUAUUGUUAAAAUAUCUAUACUUCCCACAGGGGAUCAUAGGUUUCACGGGUGAUGAAAUCGGAGGACCACAGCGAGCCAGCCCACCCUUUGAUGAUGCAGUCCACCCUUCAACCAUCCUGGGAAAGCUGGCCCUGCACGUCAGUGGACACAGCAGAAAGAGAGCUGGCCAUGACCCUCAUGGGAGAGCUGUUCCCCCUUCCCCCACACUGUACUUGGGAGUGAUGGCCCCACCCCUCACUACAGGAUAGGAAGAACUGGCCCUGACCAUACGGGCAGAGGGGAGCUGGUUUUGCUGCUUCCCUGAGUUGGGGCAGCCCCAGUGACCCGGAGUGACCAGCUCAACUACUGCCCAGGCCCACAGCUGGGCCUUUUGGGUUGGCGCACCCUGACAUCUACUCUGUCUAGGACCUGCUGGAGCUCAUAAAGGGACUGUUCCUGUGGAGAGAUGACCACAGGAUCUCCAGGACCCGGGAUGGCUUCAGGGUGUCUGAGUGGAGUUAGGUGAGGAUCCACUGACGAUGCUGUGCCAGAGACUAAAGGCCUUGAACCACACCAAUGACUCAUUGCAAUGAACCUGUGAAAGACAAGUGUUACACAAAAGGACAUAUUGUGUGAUGCACCAGGACUCCCAAUGUCACUAGGAUGAAUGCAGAGGUGUUGGAGAGGCGAGAAAGACAGAGGAGUAAAGGGGAUUUUUUUUGGUUUGGUUGUGUUUGGUUUGAAUUUUUUAUUUUUUUAGUUUUUAUCUGUGGGGGACUCUGCAGGGGUAAGAAGAGGAUAUGGGGGGACUGGGAUGUGAGUGGAAUUGGGGUGCAUAUUGUGAAAUUCUCAAGAAUUAAUAAAUAAAUUAUGCUAAAUAUUAAAAAAUUUUUAAAUGUCCAUACUA